Molecule: messenger RNA, 1912 nt
Organism: Phaeodactylum tricornutum CCAP 1055/1
Lineage: Eukaryota; Bacillariophyta; Bacillariophyceae; Surirellales; Neidiaceae
Exons: 1
Coding region: 106-1830 (574 amino acids)
Source: RefSeq, a predicted model, not a curated record
CCAUGAACCUCCCAAACAACACCCGACCUCGGGGAGCUUCUAUUCGUUUCGGUGGGUAUCUCUGGCACCCUACAUCUCAUUCGUAUGGUAUAAAACAAAAGCACCAUGAAAGACUCGGGCAAACCGCCCCCGUAUCGUCGUUCAGGACCACACAAUAAUGAGGAGGAGGAGGAAGGGGGCAACCGAGAGGACGAUCGGAAACCUCCGGCACGGGAAAUCAGUAUACACACCACACCGAGUACGACAACACAUCGCGACAAUGCCGAGUGUGACUCUUCCGUGGACGAUUCCGCGCUCACACCUGCUUACGCCGCCAUACCGACGCGUAUGCAUACGUCGGCGUCGACACCGCAACCCCUGUUGCUGGCUUCCACGCCCGGGGAAUCCCCCGACACGGACGACCGCAAGCAGCGGCCAUUGCACAGUUCCGACUUUCACAAACCCAUCCGUAACAACAACAACAGCGUGGACACGGAGUCCUCUACACCGUUACGGAGUCGCACUUGGCUCAAUCACGAACUGUAUUUCUGGUCCGGUGCCUCGUUGCUCUCCGUGCUGCAAUUGCUGUACCUUUGCUUGCCGCUUACCGCCUUGUGGACUCUCUUGGUCUUGGUAAUUUCCACCCUGCUCUUUGCGUGGACGGCACUCCAACGCUUGCGUCUGGAAUACCGGGAACGCAUCACGCAACACGGAUUGGCUGCCUACCUUCCCGAGUCCCUCUCCCACACGCUCACGUCCCAAACCCUGCACGAGUACCUCACGGACGACUCGUUCGGGUUGGAAUACCGACACUUGCUGCUCUACUUUAUGCCCGGUCUCUCCAAUGAACAGAUUGAACAAUACGUUGAUCAGUUGCCGCCGCGUCAUCGGGAGGAAUUGCGACGACACGGGAUGGGAUACUUUUUCGGUGACGGCUUUAUGCGACUCUUGAUGGGCGAGCACGCCUACCAGACACGUCAGCAACAACAACAACAAGGCGCAGCCGCACCCACCAGCUUCUCCGAUUUCCCAACAACUCUAUCGGUAGCCACCACACCAACGGAAGCAACGGAUACCUCCCGUCGUCGACUAUCGUACCAACGAGACGAUUCCACUGCGUCUUCGAACAGUGACUUGGGUCUGCAAAUUUCCACCGGCGAUUUGGCGGGGGGUCAUAUGAACGACGCGCAAGCCUGGAGCAUGGCUCAGUGGUUGGGUGUGCGAUCCCCGUCUUCGACGAUGACACCACCUACGCGCAGCAAUACGACCAGUACGACCCGUGGGGAGGCGACGACCGCAACCGGUACAACAAGUUCCCCCGCUGCCAUCCUAGACGAAUCCAAUCCCGAGGAUGACGACCGCCGUUUGCGGCGCGAGUAUGCGGACGAAGAACGCAUCCUGACGGAUGCCUUUUGGGACGCCUACCGUUCCUUGUACGCGUCCGUAUGGACUCCAACGGUACAGACUGUGAGAGAAAGGAUUACACAGCCUGUUACGAAUAUGGUCGUACGCAUUGGACUCGGUGCGUUGACGCUUUCGAGUGGGAUUGGCGUUGUCGGCUACUGGCAAGGCGUGUACGCGCUCCCCUUUCGCCAAACCUUUCCCAGUAGCAGACACCAUGGGUCGGCUCGUAAUCACGAUAGUCUUGGACUCGCCUUAGUGCAAACGCCGUGGGAUCGCCUACAGUUUCCAUCGUCCGAGUCGUUGUGGACAACCGCCGUGAUGGGUGGCGCUUCGGCGGGAGUAGUCCUGUUUGCUCGUGCAUAUUGGUCGAUCGGGCGGAACACCGAGUCGACAGCGCGAAAGGGCGCGGGUAGCGAAAACGAGCCGAAACAACAACGUGAAAAUUAAAAAGACCACAUCGUUCACGUGUUUAUCACGGAACUAGUUAGAUUCAAGCUCAGUUUUGAUUUGAGUUUUCUAGAUUUAUUUG